AUGCUCCCACAGGCUGCGCGACCCUCCAAGAUCAGUCGCUUGCCAGCUCCGACAGCGCACACCGGAGGACUGACCGAAUGGAGCGAGUCACAGCAGAAUGCUCGAAGUCAAUCCUCCAUCCCCGCGCCGAGGGGCCUCAAGCGCGAGAUUCCGCCGUCCGCUCCCCAAUCCGAGGCCAAGCGCAGACCCCUCGCUGAGCGUGCACUCGACUAUCCAUCAAAGACUCCCACAAGUGCGCUUCCACGAUCCACCAUCAAAGGCCAAUCUCUAGCCAACAUCUCACAACUCAAACUACCACGACCGGCAUCUACAAUCCCUUCAGCAAGCAACAGCUUCGCAAGGAGCUUCGGUCCAGGUCGAAAUGGCGCCGCAGAAAAAUCAUUAGUUCCCAGACCAAACACACCAGCCAACCAUACAAGAUCGAAAAGUCAAGUUGCGCGGCCACGGACGGCACAGGGCUUUCGAGAAGAGGAAGGCAAAGAUGCGACGAAUAGUAAGGCCUUUGAUGCCGAAGAACAUGUCCGCAUGACGGAGUUGCACUUUCAAGAACUAAAGAAGACCGUAACGGACGCCAUGGUACAUACAACACAACAGGAGAAAACAUACAUGGCCAAUGCUCUUGAUUUGGUCAAUAAGAAAGUCUCGGAGUUGGAAAGCGACAAGUCAAGAUUGGAAGACAAGACGGAAGCCCUGAAAUCAGAUCUCGACGCCUCUAAAGAAGAAAGUCGGAAAUUCCAGCACGAUAUCGAGAAACUUGAAUGGGAACACUCUCGACAAAUCGAUGACCUUACCAGAAAGCAUAAAGCCGAAAUAGACGAUAUCGCGCGGCAACACCACACAGCAAUAGACGAUCUGAGCCGAGAACUCGAACGACUAAAAACGCAAGAAGCACACGAGCAUCAGCAACAGAUUGACGCAUUGAAUCGACGGCAUCAGCAAGAACUACGCGAUGAGCAGCAGAAACGGGAACAAGAGCUUCAGAGCUUACGGAGCAAAAUGGGAAAUGAGCAGCAGGAAGCCGAGAUUGCUCUGCAGAAAAAAGAUCGAGAGGUGCGGGAUAUGCGCUCCGAGGCAGAAGGUGUACGAUCAGAUCUCCAGCGCGAGAAGGCGCUUACAGGCAGUUUGCAAACGAGCAUAUCCGAGCUUUCGGCCUCCAACACGACACUGGAAGCGAAAAUCAACUCUCUCCGAUCCCAAGUCGAGUUUCUCGAAUCCGACACCAAGGCACAGUCCGAUGCAUUCGCCGCCAUGGAAGACAGGCUUCAAGAUGCUCUGAAGUAUGCCGAGGAAGCACGGCAGAAGCUCAUGAAGGAGGAAACCGAGCGCCGCGUGCUCUUUAACAAGUACCAGGAGCUCAAGGGCAAUAUUCGCGUCAUGUGCCGAGUUCGACCGCCCCUUGGACACAGCGAGGGUCAGGUAGCGCAGCUCUCCUAUCCCGACGACAAGACUUCCGCCGAGAUACUGGUUGCCGGGCCUGAAGAAAAGUCCAGUCUUGGAGUUGUUCAGAGGAAAAGCUAUCCGUUCGAGUUUGAUCGAGUGUUUACGCCUGAGAUACAAAACAAUGAGAUCUUUGACGAAAUAUCCCAGAUGGUACAGAGCGCUCUGGACGGCUACAACGUGUGUAUCUUCUGCUACGGUCAAACCGGGUCAGGAAAGACCUAUACCAUGUCAUCUCCCGACGGCAUGAUUCCACGAGCUACACAUAUGAUAUACGACACAGUAACCCAGCUCAAGGAGAAGUCAUGGGAUUAUACCUUGGAGGGUUCCUUUGUUGAGGUUUACAAUGAAGAACUAAACGACUUGCUAACACCCAAUGAACGCACCGCCGAGGGACGAUUGACGAGGAAACUGGAGAUCCGACACGACGAAGUCAGGAAGCAGACGACCAUCAUGGGUUGCAAGUCUGUUCGGCUCAACUCGGCCGAUACCGUAGAGCUUAUGCUGGAAGAGGCACAGAAGAAUCGGUCUGUAGCAGCCACGAAGGCCAAUGAGCGAUCCUCUCGGUCUCACAGCAUUUUCAUCUUGAAGCUCAUUGGCGAAAACUCAGCAACGGGCGAACGAUGCGAGGGAACCCUCAACUUAGUUGACCUAGCCGGAUCAGAACGCCUCAAGCAUUCGCAAGUCGAAGGCGACAGGAUGAAGGAGACGCAGAAUAUCAACAAGAGCCUGAGUUGCCUGGGAGACGUGAUUGAAGCGUUGGGCAGGGGAUCAGGCCAUAUUCCGUAUCGAAACUCCAAGCUCACACACCUACUGCAAUACAGCCUGGGUGGAAACAGCAAGACACUCAUGUUCGUCAUGGUAUCGCCAUUGGAGACUCAUCUGAAGGAGACUCUGACCAGCUUGAGAUUUGCUACAAAGGUACACAAUACCCACAUUGGCACAGCAAAAGCGACCAAGAAGAUCAAAGGAGAUUUAUGA
This is a messenger RNA of Trichoderma harzianum CBS 226.95, 2418 nucleotides long. RefSeq lists its product as hypothetical. The transcript has 6 exons. NCBI's taxonomy places the organism in Eukaryota, Fungi, Ascomycota, Sordariomycetes, Hypocreales, Hypocreaceae. Gene Ontology annotation, molecular function: ATP binding; microtubule motor activity; microtubule binding. The coding region runs from base 1 to 2418 and encodes 805 amino acids. Gene Ontology annotation, biological process: microtubule-based movement. The record is from RefSeq and is a predicted model, not a curated record.